AGUGAAAAGAUGUUUGUUACUUGGCUAAUGUUUGUUGGUAAAUGUCCGCAUAUUCGGUGCUUAAGAUUAAUUUGUAGGAAAAAAGCGUAUAAAAAGUAAUAAAAAAAAUUAAAUAAAUUGUUGAGAGCGUUUGACUUUGAAGUGCGAGAAAAUCCUAACCUUGUUUAUUCUUCUGGAUCUGAGAAAUACCACAAAAAAAAGUUUUUCUACGUGCGAUUAAAUAAGAGAAUGAGUUAAGUUUAAUGAUGGAAUCAAUGGGGAAGAAUGAAUUCCCCCUGGGAGUCUUUGAAAGCUUUGAAGCAAACGGAGCUUUAUUUCAUAGAGAAAAGCUGUCUCCUGAGGCUUUAGACGACCGAGAAGACGACUUUUGGGGGUUUUCUAAUGAAAAUAGCAAGGAUAUUUGCGAAACGAACGUUAAAAUUGGAGCAUGGAUGGACUCAUUGAAAGUAUGCAACGAAAAGAUGGAAUAUUUUAAUUUCGAGCGUUCGGAUAAUGAGCAAAAACGUAGCAUUUUGGUCCGCCAUAACUUUCGUGAUUGUAACUCACCAAAAAUGGAUGAAAAUUUAAAUAAACAGUUAUUAAUUGAUAUUCCUUUGAGCCCGGAAUCUCAAAAAAAGAACGAAUUAUGCUCAUAUUUACAAUUAAUGAACAUGAAUAACACGGAUAAGAAGACUGUAAGUGCUAUACAAAAUCGCCGGUCGAAUAGGGUGAAAAAUUUAAAGAUAAUGAGUGAGAAAAAGAGGAUGGAACAAAAUCUUUUGGAGGAAUUUAAGGAGAGUUUGGAGAAAAAGUCAUUUGUUGAGCUUGGAUUGGAUGUUAAAGAAAGUUUUGAUUUAUCUGAGAGGUUUCAGUUUAAAAUUGAUGCAAUUCCUGAUGAUGUUUUGAGGAAAAUUCAAGAUUUUGAUGAAAUAAUUAUUGAUGUGUAUGGGAGAGAUAUAAAAGAAAGGUUGGAAAAUGAAAAUAAGAAUAAUAAUAAUGUUAAAAAGAGAUUGUUAAAGAAGAAUAAAAAGAAAGAUGUGAAAAUUAAUCAAAAAUAUAGGAAGUCGUUGAGAAGUUGUAUUAAUUUGAAUGAUGUCACGAUAAAAUCUUUAGCAUUAAAAGAAAAAAUUAAAAAAAUUAAGUCACUAAGAAGCUGUGUUAAUUUAAAUAAUGUGGGGAUUAAGUCGCUUGCUUUAAAUGAAAGGAAAAUUAGGGAUAUUAAAAGAAAAAAGCUGCAGAAAUUAAUUCGAUUUAAUAAAAAGGAGGUGAGAAAAAUCAAGAAAAAACGUGAGAUUAAAUUGAAUAAUGAAAGGAUUAAUAAUAAUAAAAAAAUAAAAAAGAAGGUUAAAAUUAUUAAAGAUGAAAAUGUUGAGCCUAAAAUUAGAAUGGACAAAGAUAUAUUAAUUGAGAAUGAUUCGCCAAAAAUAAUAAUUCAAAAACAACAAAUUUUAGCUCAACCAAAUGAUACAAAAGAAAUUUGUGAACCUAGAAAGUUAUAUUCGCCAAAAACGGCGAGAUUGUUAAUGAUUUCGAGGUUAUCUAAAGAUUUAAAGAAUAGUUUUGAUAUAGAUGAUGAAAUAACUAAAAAAAAUGGGGCUGAAGUAAACGAGAAAAUCGAAUAUAAAAAAGUACAAAGAUCUUUGUCUUUCAAUCAAGAUAAAACCCCCAAAAAGAGAAGAAAAAUAUCAUGUUCUAUUGAACCCUAUAUUCCUGAUUCUACGCAAAAUUUGGAUGACUCAAUAUCGUCGAUAUCACCCGCGUCAUUAAAAAAAUUAAGUUUUAAACCUGAAAAAUUAAAUAAACAAACACCCCCAAAAAAUUCCUUCAACAUAAUCGAUUUAUCCCAAAGCUCAUAUAAUUGUUGGGAAGAACACAAUUACAUGAAAUUAUCCCCUGAAGAUGAACACUUCAACAAAGAAUUUUUAUUAAACGAAUCAAGUAGUAGCUCAGAAUUAUCAAACGACGUUGUAAGUUACAAAGAAAUCCCCGUUAUUUUAGAACAAAAAAUAGAUUCAAAUAAAAACGAAAACACCGACGACUGUUUCGAUAUUUCGAACUCAAUUCGUAUAGAUUAUGGGAAAGGAAAAGUCUUAGGGGCGCAUUAUAUAGGGUAUAAUUUAGUUUUAGUUCAAGAACAAUUGGUUUCAUUUUGGACGCAAAGUCCUUUGGGGAAUAUGUUGGGUGCUCAAAAUUUGUGGGUCUCAAAAGGAAACGUUCAAAGAUUACCUUUAGAUAAUAAUUACACGAAAUGUAAAGAAUCGAGACAAGUCGUCGUUAAUUUCGAUAACAAAUCGUGCGCUUACAUCGAAUUAUGGACGAAAGAACACAAAUCCGAAAAACGGGAAUUACCGCUCGCGGAUGUUUUUGCGACGGUUUAUUUUUGGACCAGUCGAAAUUCGCAACAAGAAUUAAAUAAGAAAUUAUUACAAUUAGCUAAUAUAAAAGGGAACAUUGAGGAUGUUCAAUAUGUGGUGCUUCGAAAUUCACGAAAAAUCAUCGUGAGUUGGGUCGAAAAUCACUCACCUUCUUCAUUAACAACAACCAUAACUUGUUAUACUUUAUCCCCUGAUUAUCAAGCUGUGCUAAAUGUGUUAGAGAUGACCUCAGUUAAUCAUUAUAUACGAUCUUUACACACCAUGGGAGAUUAUGGAAACUUCGUCGUCGGUUUUGGCGAAAAUAUAUUAAUUUUAUGGGAGUUGGAAUAUGGGGAAGUAUUCGAAACCGUCGAAAUAAACCAAAAAUACGCAAAUCCUAAGUUGUUGUGGUUAGAACGAGAUCGGGGGUUAUUAUUUUUCGUCCAAUACCACAGUUUUCAAAGGAUAUUAAUGUUAGUUGCUGUAAAUGGUUACAGCAAAGAAUCAAAAAGAUUACAAGUUUUUCGAAUUCCAAUAGGUUAUGAUGAGUUAAAAGGAUUAUGUGUGGAUAAUAACAUGUUGGGUGCGGUGUUUGAAAACGGAUUAAUCUGUUGGAAUAUAAAAACGGGUGAUGAGAUAAUAGCCGAAUUAUCGUCCCAUUCGAAUUUGAUGCCAUCAAAUAAACACGUGAUUGAAAUUCGAUCUGAUGUGGUGGAAGUAUCACAUUUUCAAUCGUACUUUUUAACGAAUUUUGAUCUACAAACUUAGUUGGAAUAGUUUUUGUGUUAUAUAGUUUGAGCAAUUAAUUUAUUUUGUGCAAUUAAUUUAAAAAAGAAAUGAUUUUUUAAUCCUUAAAGAUUGAUUUUUUUAAUUUAAUCGGUUAAUUUAAGGAGAAAAUUAAGGAAAGUGUACAAAUAACACUAAAUUGUAAAUAGAGUAGGUUAAGAAAGUAUUUUGUAAAAUCGAUAAAAAUAAAUUCUUUUUUUCUAUUAGGAAAAUAAAUCUUUCGUUACUUUAAA
This is a messenger RNA of Onthophagus taurus, 3352 nucleotides long. Its product is annotated as GRIP and coiled-coil domain-containing protein. The record is from RefSeq and is a predicted model, not a curated record. Gene Ontology annotation, molecular function: protein binding. Lineage: Eukaryota; Metazoa; Arthropoda; Insecta; Coleoptera; Scarabaeidae.